Messenger RNA from Talaromyces proteolyticus, 1984 nucleotides. RefSeq lists its product as uncharacterized. The transcript is spliced from 4 exons. The record is from RefSeq and is a predicted model, not a curated record. The coding region runs from base 61 to 1644 and encodes 527 amino acids. NCBI's taxonomy places the organism in Eukaryota, Fungi, Ascomycota, Eurotiomycetes, Eurotiales, Trichocomaceae. Gene Ontology annotation, biological process: regulation of DNA-templated transcription. Gene Ontology annotation, molecular function: DNA-binding transcription factor activity, RNA polymerase II-specific; zinc ion binding.
CGAUUCUCCAGACAUCUCAUCGCACCUACCCAACAAACUUUCGCCUCUUUCCAUAUUACAAUGCCAAAUGUCGGUCGACCGAGCCGUGACUGUCAUACAUGUCGAAAGCGACGUACCAAGUGCGACCUAGAGCGUCCUGGGUGUGGUCAGUGUCGGAGAAAGGGAUCGUCAUGUCCCGGCUACCGCGAUGAAGCGACUGCUCGCUUUCGAAUUCAAAAUGUAUCCUCAUUUACCGGUGCUCUGGGCAAAGAUCGGCGAAAAAGACAAGGUCGUGGGGAGUCCAAUAUAUUCACCAAAGGUCGAAACCAAAUUACCGUAACAAACGACUGUGUUGAUUAUAGAAACCAAGCUAAAACCUCAAGAAACUCUGUGCAACAUUCAUCAGCCUUCCUGUGCUCCUUGACAGAGUCUUGGGAUAUUCAUAUCCUCCCUUUCUUCAUGGAGUGUGUUCAAUCCGCACAGGAUCUAUCAAGAGACAUAUACGGCAUUAUGCCACGUGUGAUUGCUCAGGCAAAAAGUUCAUCUGCUCUUUAUCAUGCUUGCAACGCGGUGGCAUCCAUCUUUCUAGCUCGCAAAGUGCAGUUUCCCAAUACUGUCUCCAACCACGUCAGAGCAUAUGACACGGCCAUUUCCACCUUACGAACCGCCUUACAAGAUCCUCAAGAAGUCAAAAGUGAUGACACCUUGUUAGCCAUCUGGUUAUUAAGUAUGUACGAGUUCCUUCACGAUGAAAGAAAUGUCACCCAUUCGUGGCUAUUUCACUCUGGAAUCAUUGCCCACUUAAUCAGAGUGAGAGGCCCCGAGCAGUUCUCACGGCAGGACGGAAGAGACUUGUUCCUAGUUCUCUUAAGCAAUACGGAGAUGCAAACAUACAUGCUUGGUAAGGAAUGGAAAGAAGCUACCACAUGGUUUCAGCACUUCUACAGAUAUUGUGACGCAUGGGAGUAUCUAAGACUUCGAACAUGUGUCUUCUGCCACCAGUGCAGCCAGCUCUGUGGAAAAAUUCAAUGUCUCCUAAAUGCAAACCAGCCAGAUGAGAUUCUGGCUAAUGCAUCAUCCAUCCAACAAGAUGCUGAGGCAGUAGGAAAUGACACGUUUCCAUUGGUUGACCUAGAACCCAUUGCUUACCGCUCCAUAUACUCUCCACUUGUACCUGAUGCUUGUCCAGAUCAAUUCGAUGGCCAGUAUUGCGGUGGGGCGCUGAUUAUGCAGACUAACUUUCGAAUGCGAUUAGCAUAUCAUCUGUUAGCAUUCUUCCAGCGGGCAUCGAAUCUAUCUAUUUGUACAGCCGACCAACGGGAGACAUACAAAGGCUUGCAGAAUCACUAUAUUCGAGAAAUUCAUACCCUCCCGAAUCGGGUAUUGCAUCUUUAUCCUGAGAAGUCCUCCCAGUUGUUUGUUGCUGGACAGACAAUCAAAAGCGGAGCAAAGGAAGAGAGUUUGUCCCCUACAGUUAAUACGAAUCGCGACCAUUUUACACAGGAUCCUGUCACAGAGAGAGCUAAGCAAACUGACCUGGAUCUCUCUCGAAUGAUAAAGGUUGAUAUAGACUUUGAGAGAGUUGCAGACGGAAAAUCCACUCUUGUUCUCGACUAUCGUGAAUCUGCCAUCAUUGUGACCCAACUCGCAUUCGAUUCUUUAUAAAAGAAUAAAUAUUAUAUUGCGCAUUGACGACGCGGCCAGGCUAGGCCAUUCAAUGCUUCUUCAUGGCCAUCAUCACCCAAAUUGCCAUGUCUCAAAGUCAGUUAAGGAAAAUACCAUCAGCCGUUAGGGUCCAAAAAUUGAGUUGUCGUUUCCUGGACACAGGGUAUGCUUUACGUCUCAGCUUGCUAAGCUGCCAUUUGUACGAAGACCACGAUUAUUGGCUUUACAUUCUUGAGUAAAUGUUACACUAUAUAACUAUGAUGCAACAAGUCUUUGGCUGUUAGUGCUAUUAUUCUCUCCCUGUUGAUAGCCCCGUUUCUAGGAAUGACAGACCGUAAAC